GUGGCCUAAAGGGGUCAAGGGUCAGACAUCAGGAUGGGCUGUAACAUGUGUGUGGUGCAGAAGCCUGAGGAGCAAUAUCGAGUCAUGUUCCAGGUGAAAAGUAAAGAUUUAUCUCGACUGUCUCGUGAGCAGACCCUUCAUGCGCUGCACUGCAGGCGUAACAUGGGGUGGUGUCAGAAGAGGAAAGCAGGUGUUCCUGGAGUUGUUGGUGGGACAAUGGUAAUGACUGACUGUGUGGACAGCGGGACGCAGACAGAUAUUAGUUUCCCACACAUGGUGACAUUAGGCAGGCCUGUCCAUCACAACAGACCAGCGUCACCUCCAUCACCUCCACUUCCACCAGUGCCAGAGCCUUACCUCUUCAACCAGCUCCCUCCUAUGGACCAUGUGUACUACGACCCAACAGACUACUUCGAUAUUAGUCAACAUGAGGUGGACAGACAAGAUGACCUGGAGUAUGAGGAGGUAGAACUGUACAAACCUUGCCAGCAAGAUAAACUGGGUUUAACAGUGUGUUAUCGCACUGAUGAUGAAGAGGAUCUGGGGAUCUAUGUGGGUGAGGUCAACCCCAAUAGCAUAGCUGCUAUGGAUGGCCGAAUCCGUGAAGGAGACAGAAUACUACAGAUAAAUGGAGUGGAUGUUCAGAACAGAGAGGAAGCCGUGGCCAUCCUGACCAGAGAGGACAGCACCAACAUCUCUCUGCUACUGGCACGACCAGAUAUUGAGAAUGAGGCAGAUGAUCUGGAUUUAGAGUUGAGUGUUGGCCAUCUAGAGGACUUGGAUAAUGCUUCUAACUUACCCAGCCCUCAGCAUCGUAGCAAAGCCAGUUCCUUACUCGGUGACCACAACGGAAUCCGAGCUGGUCGGCCAAACUUGUGGCACACCGCACUUAAUAACAGCCAGGAGCUGGACAGUGGAGUGGGUCGCACAGAUGAAAGCACACGCUGUGAAGAGUCCUCAGAGCAUGAUCUACUGGCUGAUGAUGCCACCAGUGCAUGCACGACCAACGCCACCAAUACACCUGGUAGCAUGCGCAAGUACCACGCUGCUCCGCAUGGAUUGGAAUUCCACUACAGCAACGACUCCCUACUGGGGCCAGAUGGAGUGGGAACAGGAGACCAUGGGGUCCCAGAAUCACUGGGGCCGGUGACAAGUAGAGUUCUGAUGCCAGGGUUAACAGAGGAGGAAUAUGAACGUUACCAUGAGCUACUGGAGCUCCGUUGCCUUUAUGAGAAAAAUGGAAAUGCACUUCUUUUGGAUAGAAGGAACUUUGGAGCAGGAGAUGAUUCUGCUGUAGCAGGUGUUCCAUUAGACAUGAACUGUAAUGAGAGUCUGAUAGAUCAUGAGAUUACUCUUCUAGAGGAGGAAAUUCGUCACCUGGAGUUUAAGUGGCGAAAUGUUUUGCGGGCUCAAAAGAUGCAGCAGUUACGCCAACGUUGCUUGAAGGUCUGGCCAGCUGAUGAAGAGGACGAUGAAGAAAAGGGAGCAAAGGCUAGGAGUGGAGGUGCUGAUGCGCUUCAUCAUGAUCUGUCAGACAUCAACGAGAUUCCAGAAAGGGAACGCUCGGACAAGGAGAGUACAAGCGCCUAUAAUACUGGUGGGGAAAGUUGUAAAAGCACGCCUCUGGCAAGCGAACGGCACCCUUCGCCAUCUGCGGCUGGAGAUUCCAGUGCCUCUGCAACCAUGCGACCUUGGACGCCACGUCACAGAACAAGUACAAGUCGUGAAAAGAAUCUAAACCUGCCUCCUUCAUCAGAUUCCAAAAGAAAGAAUGAAGAAACAGGGGAUAGUAGAAACUCUAGUCCAGCAACAAGGCUUCGUUCAUUAUCUCGGAAUGGCGGCAGCAGUAGAAAGGGCUUGGAUGGAGCAAGCAAGGGGUCCCGUGCAAAUGGGACUCUGUCUCCUGGGAUAACAAAAGGGGGAAGGAGUGCAGAGAACAGUCCGUAUCUAUCCCGUCGCGGGACCACACUGCCUCCACGUUACCAGAGUUGCAUGUACUUGAUGGACAUCUCUACCAUUGAUAGUCCAGAAGUUAGGGACUCCUUUGAAGAAGUUCCUGCUCAACUGAAUACCAUGACUUGUGUAAACAGAGACACCGCAGCUGCCCCUGCAAGUUCUAUGAUUACGCCACCACCUCAAUCUUCACCUCGAAUGGAGUGGAAGGUCAAGAUCCGCAGUGACGGCUCACGUUAUGUUGCUAAACGUCCAGUUAGAGAUCGUUUACUGAAAGCCCGUGCCAUGAAGAUUCGGGAGGAGCGCAGUGGGAUGACCACGGACGAUGAUGCGAUCAGUGAAAUGAAGAUGGGGCGCUACUGGAGCAAAGAGGAACGCAAGCAGCAGCUGCUAAGAGCUCGUGAACAACGGCGACGCCGUGAGUUCAUGAUGCAGAGUCGACUGGAUUUCUUGCGUGAGAAAGCGAAGGAGCAAGAUUCCGGGCCACAGGGACAUGCUUCCAUACUUGAGUUGAGUCAGAAAAAGAGCAUGAAGAAACGAAGCCGACGCAUCCUGGACAACUGGAUUACCAUUCAGGAGCUCCUGGCGCAUGGGACCCGUUCAGUUGAUGGAAAGAAAGUGUACAACCCUUUGCUAUCUGUGACCACUGUUUGAUAAGCGGAGCGAAACAGUCUGGACAAAUAAAAGACUAAAGUACAGUGAAAUCAAUGGGGUUCAAAAGGUUGUGUCUAGAAGGAAACCGUCAGGAUGGGAAAAGUCUCGUGAGAGUCAUAUGCAACAUUCAUAAACAGAGUUUUUUUCGGAGUCCCAUAUAAACCCUUCACCUACCCUUACCCCCAAACAUAACCCUAAUAUUAACCCUGACAUAAGUAACAGCAAAUGCAACCCUCGCAAGACAUUCCUGCCUCUUGGUUACCUAUAGACGCAACAAAAUUAAGAAAAAAGCUAAGGUAUUUGGAUUACAAAGUUUACCAAUGAUUUGUGGCUGUCCAAUUAAGAUGCUUAGAAGUUUAAUCAAGAAAUAAUGGAGAUGGAUGUAAAUGUUAAAAAAAGAUACAGGUACAAUGGCAAGUGAAUGUAAAUGUUUUUGUCAUUAAGAUGAACUCUGGUGAACUCUCACAUGAACUCUUACAUGCACAAGCAGACUGUUUCAAAGUGAAAAGCAGCAGUGGUCUUAAGCAUUUACAAACAUUAUUUAACUUUUCCACUUUUCACAAAUACUUUUCAAUGUACAAACAUUUAUAGAUAACCACUUAAACCAGCAUAAACCAUGUCAUUAUUUUGGCUGAAUAAGUGUGAUCUCCUUAGAAAAUGAGAAAAAAGUUGGCAAUAUCAAGCAUAUUGCAAUAUUAAGCUUACUGUAACUGUUAACUGGAAUUAAUUUAAUAACUUUAGAAGCAUAUGAAUCAUUGAAGAACCAAAAAGCACACAGACAGCUAAAAGUACACACAAAUAGGCACAACCAAUGAUAAUGUCAAACACUGACAUUGUCCAAAGAAUAUUUGAUGCAAUGAUUGUAAAAUUUUGGGAUAAUUGUCAACUCUCAAGGAAGAAAUGGGAUAUUGACACAAAUAAAUUAUUUUGUUGUCAGCUUGCAAAAUCUCAUUUGAAACCGUACCCUUUUGCAUGAUGUUGUCUAGAAAUUUUGAAACUAUAGGGCUUUUCACACUGCGCUUAACCCCGGUUUAUUGUCUUUUUAAACACGCUUUUAACCACAGGAAAAGCACUAUUUCUCACUAUUUUGAAACGGGGUUAGCACUUCUUUUAACCCAGGUUUAUGAAACCCUGUACUGGAGCAGGGUUUGAACCGCAUUUGCAAGGUAAACCCUGCAUUGCGGUUCCGGUGCCAAAGGAAUACAGUGUUAAACGAUGCAGUGUUAGAAUGUAAUGAAGUUACAGUUUGUUUAACAACACACAACCAAUCAUAUAAUACAUCAGUACUUACCUCAUUUAAUAUUUAAGCACAUUGUACAGUACAAAAACUUAAUUUGUUGUUUAAGUUUCCCAUCUGAGGGAAAGUGGUAAAAUGUCAAACAAUGAGGGCAAACACGAUAACUGGAAUGAAAAAAAGACAGUAUUCCUUUUGGCGUGUGUUUUGUUAGAAGACGAAAGACAAAAAAUGCUGGUUUGCUUGACGACAUUUCCACAGAAAAGCAGCUCUGCUGAAAGGUUAAGUGUAUAAGAGGUUAAGGUAAUUAACCCUGGGUAUUCAUGUUCCGAGGUUUCACACUGUACAAUUUGUAAACUUCGGGUUAGCAUUCUUAUUUACAGUGUCAAUAAAAAUUAUUAUUAUUCGAUGAUCUCAACAAUUCACUUGCAAAGGACAUGCAACCUAUUAAUGGAGCCUUACAAAAAUCUAAACUAGCUGCAAACUUGCAGCUCGUUAUUUACACAUGCAAAUGUGCUUGUGAUUCACCGCAAAUGUUUGCCAGAAGUUUGCAGCUCUUCGCCGGUAGUGGUGAACCUCCGGCAAACCUUUGACAACAAUGGACAAUUUGCUGGAAGUUUGCCGCAAAACUCAUUUGCAUGUGAAAAUUAUCAGUGGCGAAUUUGUGACAAACUCUCAAUUUUCGUAAGGGUAUCACCAGGCAAAUCAGUGUGGUUUGUCAUUCGUCUUCUGAACCAAACCACGAAAACACAUGCCAAAGGCAUCCUGUUUUUUCAUCACAGCAAUUAUUGCGUUUAACAUCACUGUUUGAAAUUUUACCGGUUUCCUUCAGAAGAAUAACGUAGAAUUUUUUUUUUUUUUUUACAUUUCUAAAACUGUACAAAGCACAUGAAUAUUGAAUGAGGUAAGCACUGAGGCAUUAUAUGAUUUGUUAUCUUUUGCCAAUCUUUCUGAAACAUUCUGACACCACAUCGGUUUACACUAUAGCUGUCACAGCAAAUGUGGUUGAAGAAAACCAGGUUAAAAGCGGUGCUAACCCCCUUCCAAAAAGGUGUGAUAUGUUGCUUUACCCAUGGUUAAAAGCAAGGUUUAAAAAGACAAUAACCCAGGUUAAGCACAGUGUAAAAAAGGCCUCUUAUGUUGUGUGAACUGUUGAGUGAUAUUGUUGCUGUAUCUUCUGUAAUACUUGUCUACAGGACACUAAUAUAUUGUGUCCAAAUGUUUAUUUAACAUUUAGCAGGUCUAAAAUGAGGGACUUUCUGCUUAUAAAUGUUUUUGAAUAAAACUUUUGCAACCUAAAUUAAAGCACAUUAUCUUACUCAUUUUAUGUCAUAAUGUUUCAUUGUUAGAAAUCUUCCAAAAUCC
Messenger RNA from Myxocyprinus asiaticus (Chinese sucker), 5206 nucleotides. RefSeq names its product PDZ domain-containing protein 4-like. The transcript is spliced from 7 exons. Gene Ontology annotation, molecular function: protein binding. NCBI's taxonomy places the organism in Eukaryota, Metazoa, Chordata, Actinopteri, Cypriniformes, Catostomidae. Bases 34 to 2607 code for a protein of 857 amino acids. The record is from RefSeq and is a predicted model, not a curated record.